This is a messenger RNA of Gorilla gorilla gorilla (western lowland gorilla), 534 nucleotides long. Its product is annotated as U4/U6.U5 small nuclear ribonucleoprotein 27 kDa protein-like. The transcript has a single exon. Gene Ontology annotation, biological process: RNA splicing. Lineage: Eukaryota; Metazoa; Chordata; Mammalia; Primates; Hominidae. Gene Ontology annotation, cellular component: precatalytic spliceosome. The record is from RefSeq and is a predicted model, not a curated record. The coding region runs from base 1 to 411 and encodes 136 amino acids.
AUGGGUCGCAGUCGCAGCGGCUCCCUACGGAGGAAAGGUAGGCGUUCCCGGUCCACAUCCCGUGAGAGAGAACGCAGGCGCCAAGAAAGGUCCAGGUCUCGGGAGAGAGAUGGGAGAAGGAACCGCUCGCCAACCCCGCACCUAGGACGCUCCCGAUCUCCAAGAAGACAUAAAUCCACAUCUCCUUCCCCUUCUCAGCCGAACGAAAGAAGAGAUGAGGAAAAGAAAGAAACAAAGAGCAAAGAAUGGCAAAUUACUGAGGAAGACUUAGAGGGCAAAACAGAGGAAGAAAUAGAAAUGAUGAAGUUAAUGGAAUUUGCCUCCUUUGACUCCACAAAAGGUAAGAAGGUGGAUUGCUCUGUAAAUGCCUAUGCCAUAAUUGUCUCUCAGAAGAGGAAGUAUGGGCAGUAGAUGAAUCGAAAAGGUGGAUUCCACAGACCUUUGGAUUUCAUUGCAUGAGAAUUGAAAUGUUGAAGAAUGAUUUUUUCCCCUCAUCUUGGUCAGAGAGUGGAUUUUGCAUUUAACUUGUAUUCA